Molecule: messenger RNA, 1401 nt
Organism: Cryphonectria parasitica EP155
Lineage: Eukaryota; Fungi; Ascomycota; Sordariomycetes; Diaporthales; Cryphonectriaceae
Product: family 64 glycoside hydrolase
Exons: 2
Coding region: 1-1401 (466 amino acids)
Source: RefSeq, a predicted model, not a curated record
AUGCUACUCAGUACGGUGCGCUUGCUCACACCCCUUGUCGGGGUUCUGCUCUCCUUCUCCUUCCCUCUUGCCCAAUGUCUUCCUGUGGGAGGAAACCUGGUCUCGAGCCCAGGUAAGUUACAGCCAGCAGCUGUUGUUUCUGUCAUCACUCGCCCCACCGACACUGUCAACAUCCUCCACCACAGAGCUGAGACAGCCAUCACCAUCCACAAUACGGUUGCUUCCGGCAAGAAUCUAUACAUCUACAUCACGGGUGACGUAGACACCUCAGGCUCGCAGUCGAUGCUGCAGACCAACGGCCAGUGGCUCACCCUCAACGCAGGAGGCUCGGUCACCCCCGUCAACGUCACAAGGGACGUCGGCUUCCUCGCCAAGCACGGCCAGUCCACCACGCUCACCUUGCCCAGCUACAUCAGCUCGGCACGCAUGUACGCUUUCGAGGGCGCGCAGAUGGAGUGGCAGAUGGUUGGGGCGGCCAGCGGCAUCACCACUGUCGUGCAGCCGGUCGUCACCGAUCCGGGCACGCUGGCCUACGACACGCGCUGGGGCUUCAUCGAACUCACUAGCGGCGACGAGGAAUUCUUUGUAAACCUCUCCUUUGUGGACUUUGUUGCCUUGGCUUUUGGCAUCGCUGUCACCGAUGAGAGCGGUGCAAACCACACCAUCCCAGGCCUCAUGAACACGCUCCCCGGCUCAGCUAACACCACCGCCGCCGCCGCCGCAACCACCCCGGCCGAGAAAAUCUGCGCCGGCCUCCAGCAGCAGGCCGAGAAGGACGGCAACAAAUGGGGCGAGCUGUGCAUCUACGGCGAUGACAACAACAGCACCCUCCUCCGCGUCCUGUCCCCCCAGGACGGCGCCGAGCAGCACAUCGCCUUCGCCAGCGACGACUACUACGAACCCUACAUCACCAAGGUCUGGCAGCGCUACGCCAAGCAGCCGCUAUACAUCGACACGCAGCAGGCGGGCCUCGGCACCAUCAACGACACCAUCGUCUCGUGCACGGUGGACGCGGCGACGGACGACGCCCUGGUCUGCACGGGCACGGCGGUGCGCAUGCCGCGGCCCACGACGGCUGACAUCUGGGGCUGCAACAGCGGCGCCUUUGCCAUCAACGCCACUGCCGACAAUGCCUUCAAGGCCAUUGUGCCGCGUGUGUGCGCGGCCUUCACGCGGUCCACCCUGCUCGUCGAGGGCGGGCAUGUGCAGCCUGGUCCGCCGGCGGCCAUGUUCUACCGGGAGGCCGACAUCACCAACCACUAUGCACGGGUUGUUCAUGCCCAUGAGACGGUGGGAGGAUACGCUUUUGCUUAUGAUGAUGUUGCGGUCGGGUCGCAGGAUCCCGAGGGGGCUGUCCAGGUGAGCAGCGCAAAGACCUUGGAGGUUUACAUUGGUGGUUGA